AUGGAAAAUCAAUUUGUAUCAUCUCCGAUAACUCUUACAAACCUACUGGUGGGCUCUCCGCCCCGCACGUUGGGACACGACGAGUCCUUACACGACCAACACGCGCAGCAGGCAGAUCAAAUCAUCGACGAAGACGAUAUAUACCGAGGUCCAGAUCCAAGGAGUCCGCAUCUGACGAGUCCAAACACUCAGCACGCUGGUCAAACGGCGUCAAGUAUCUCAUCCUCGAGCUCGUCAUCUUCAAGCUCAUCUGGCAUCGGUUUCAACAUUAUUCCAUCCGUUAUAGAGAGGUCCAUCACUCGAUGGGCCCGUGGGCGUGGCCUACGACGUCGUGGCUCGAUUUCUUCCUCGUCUUCGUCCUCAUCCAAUUCGGACACGACGAGUACAAAUUCCUCUAAUACCUCACAUCGUCAAAAGCGCAAGAAGCGAAGAAGACACUCGCCGUCCUCGAUUUACUCACAUGCAACGUCACUCACGACGCGAAGACAGAUGCGCGCAGCGUCGCGGGCACUGCCAAGAGAGUUUAUGCUCUUUCUUCCAUCGCAUCUGAGUUCUGGUCAGCCAAAGACUGGGCAGCUCGAAGAAAAGAAGAAUGGGAUAGAAGUUCGGACGACCUCUUUAAACCCCGGCCACCACGUUCUACAACAGGACGUCUCUGGUGGCUCCACCCCCAGAGCGGAUGUGGUGCCGCUCCCGGGACAAACUAGCGAGCGAAAGAGGAAGAAAGACAAUGGAUUACAUGUCGCGUUCGAUAUCCCUUCUGACCAUCUCGGAGACGUUACACCAAAAGGUGGCCCAGGUGCGAGAAAAGGGAGAGGACGCCCAAGAGAAGUGGCUCGUCAGUUCUUCCUCCAAGAGCCAAAAGGAGGCAUUCCGGCAGAUUUAACACCAUCAUCGUUUCAACCCUCAUGGUGGCUUGAAGUCGCGAGUCCGACCUGGGAUGACAUGCGGGCGCUGGGAAAGCUACUGCAACUUCAUCCACUCACGCUAGAGGAUAUUCUCCAAAAAGAGUCUCGCGAAAAAUUUGAGCUCUUUCCAAGACUCGGCUAUUACUUCAUCGUCUUUCGAGCAAUUGAACGACCGAAACCUGGACUCGUUCAUCAAACAGACUUUAAUGCAUCUAUGGAUGAUCUCCCGGAGCUCACAGAGGUGCUCGAAGUGACCAACGUCUAUUUGGUCGUCUUCCGAGAGGGCAUCUGCAUAUUCCACUUUGAGGACAUUUCGAUUCAUAUGAGCUCAAUUCGCAAGCGGAUCCAGCAACUUCAAUAUGAGGGAACCCUUCCCAUGGGAUCUGACUGGGUCGCGCACGGUGUUAUGGAUUCGAUUGUCGAUGCCUUUUUCCCGGUUCUCAACGAAAUUGAAAAAGAGGUAGAAAGAGUCGAGGAGCUUGUUACGGGUCUGGAUGAGCAAAAGGAUACGGAACAUCUUGCCAUUGACUCGCCAGAGGGUGGCUCUUCCGAGACGGCACUCAACGGUGAGUCAAACGCAAGCCCCGAUGCGGAGAAAAAGGGAUCAAGUCCUGAUCUCGUGGAGGAAAAGGAUGCGACCAGACACAUCAAGCUUUCGGCGAGGUCUAGGCGUCGAGGAAUGUGGAAGCAAGUUCGACGCGUCCUUGUUUGGUGUUGGCAGCGGAUUCGCCGCAAGAAGACGUUGGAAGACUCGACCUUGGCAAGAGAUAUGAGAAGACUGCGAAGGAUGACGGCUACUAGGCGGCUGGUGACCACCCUUGGUCGACUCCUCUCCUCUAAAUACGAGGUGGUAGCCCAAGUCCGCAAGAGGCUGGCAGGGCAAGAGGUGUCCAUAUACAUGGGCGAUGUUCAGGACCACAUCAUCACUCUCCUACAAUCACUCAGUCACUAUGAGCACUUGCUCUCGCACUCACACCCGGCCUAUCUCUCUCAUUUGCGAAUGUCCCUGUCCGAUGCCAAGGGCGGACUUGACGAGGCACUGUUGCUACUGGGCCUUGUGAGUCUGCUGGUUUUGUGCUCCCAGAGCAUUGCAUCUAUCGGAGGGAUGAAUGUGCAUGUGCCGAGGAGCGCGGAUUACAGUGCGUUUGGUGUGUUUGUGAGCGUUGCUGUGACGCUGUCGAUGAUUUCUCUUGGACUUGCUCGAUACUGGUUCGUCAAAGCCCAUGGAAAAGCCUCACGGAUGGAAGAGUUAUAG
Serendipita indica DSM 11827 is the source of this 2163-nucleotide messenger RNA. NCBI's taxonomy places the organism in Eukaryota, Fungi, Basidiomycota, Agaricomycetes, Sebacinales, Serendipitaceae. The record is from the annotation of a GenBank genome assembly.